This is a messenger RNA of Meleagris gallopavo (turkey), 6601 nucleotides long. The record is from RefSeq and is a predicted model, not a curated record. NCBI's taxonomy places the organism in Eukaryota, Metazoa, Chordata, Aves, Galliformes, Phasianidae.
UAGAAUGAUUGCACAUUUGUGUGUUCCCAUUUUGUUUGUGACUGGUUCGCAGAAAAUGAGAAGAGGGAAAGCCCUGGGUUUUGGAUGAAUGAGUGCAUUCAAAGGUGUAGACAAACUUUGGCAGCCACCAAUGCAAUGGUAUCUUGAGACCCAGAGAAGAUGCAGUGGAAGUGAAGGAGGGAGGGCUCUGGGUGCCCUGAUGUAGGAGUGCCCUCUUGCAGCAGCUAUGUUACACUAUGCCUGGCAGCUCUACGGGAGGUGGUGCCGCUGGUCCAGUCCUUUCAUCCACCUUCUCACUCUGACUGUGGUGACGUUUGGUGUGCUGGCUCCUUUGAUUUGCCACCGACUCCUCUACUCUUAUUUUUAUUUGCGGCGCUGGCACUUGAAUCCCAUGAGCCAGGAGUUCUUGAGUCAGAACCAGCAGGAGGGUCAGGCUGCCCUCCAUUAUUUUGAGAAGCUGCAGAUACCGAAUAUCUCCAAGGCCUCCAACAGUGAAACCUUUCGGCCCUUGCUGCUGGUCACCAUUAUCACUGUGCAGAGGCGGGAUGAUUUCCACUAUGUCUUGCAGGUGGCGUCCCGUUUCCACCACCUCCUCCAGCAAUGUGGGACAAAUUGCCAGAGCCACCGUGUCCUCGUCUGUAACGUGGAGCCUGACCCAAGUCGUCAUCAGGAUGUCAAGCUGCUGAGCAGCUUCUUUCCUAUGGUCAGUCGUGACAAAACUGGGGAGGACCCUGACCCUAGAGUGAACCACUUUGAGAAGGAGAAGCAGGACUAUGUCUUCUGCCUUGAGCAGUCGCUCUUGGCAUAUAACCCAGAAUAUGUCCUGGUAGUGGAAGAUGAUGCUGUGCCAGAGGAAGAGAUAUUCCCUGUCUUGCAGCACCUCUUCUUAGCCCGAUUCUCGAAACCAUACCUCAGAGAUGCACUCUACUUCAAACUUUACCAUCCUGAGAGGCUUCAGCAGUAUGUCAAUCCUGAGCCCAUGCGAAUCCUCGAGUGGCUGGGUUUGGGAAUGUUUCUGGGGCCUGUGCUGAACUGUGUGUACUCUUGGGCAGCUGGGCGCCCGAGCCUGAAUUGGCCCAUCAUCUUGUUCUUUGCUGCCUACAGCAUGGCACUGUCAGAGCUGGUGGGACGGCAUUACUUGCUGGAGCUGCGCCGGCUGGCCCCUGUGCUGUAUAACGUUGUGCCGGUCACAGAGUGCUGCACACCUGCCAUGCUGUUCUCUGCUUCUUCUGCCCGUCGUGCCUUAGGUUACUUGAAGGGGCUGCAGUGUCGCCAGGGUUUUGCUAAGGACAUUGCCCUCUACUCACUGCUGCGCACGAAGGGGGAGAAUGCCUACGUGGUGGAACCCAACCUGGUCCGGCAUGUGGGAAUGUAUUCCAGCCUUUGGCUAAACGACAACCCGAAACUGCUGUGAUGUCUUCAUGCCUUUCUAGAUACAAAGCCUUGAAAACCUUGUCACUGAGCUGAGACACUGCAAUCUCAAAUGCUGAACACCCUGCCACUCACACCAAACAUCUACUGCCUCCAAGUGGACAGAGAACAACUCUUGAAAAACAAGUUUCUCAAGAAAUGAAGCUUAUGUACAUGCAGACCCUAACAUAUAUUUUGAACUAAUCACUAUACAGCAUGUAUGGCUUGGACUAGAUGAUCUUAGUGGUCUUUCCAAUCUUAAUGAUUCUAUCAUGCUAUAUGAGGGGGAAGUGGAGGCUUUCAGAUUAGGGUGUGGGUCAGGUCAUCUACUCUCCUUCACCAUGAUCAAUGAAAAGAUCUCACACCAUCACGAAUAGCUGUACUGCCUACUCUCCUUUGCAUUCAUUACAGAAUUCUCAGCCUAGGGAAGAAGUAAUGCUGGACAAAGUGAAUGUGUCUAAUUUAAGCUAGUGAGGAGAAAGGGCUCUUAUUUGCCCAUUCUCACUAAGGUCUGAUGUCUGAUCUUUCUAUUUCAAAGUUGUGGUUCUGAGCACAUCUUUCAAAAGCAGCAUAGAUAUAAUGAGAACUUUCCCUGAAAAAUCAUGUAGGUUCUGGAAAUUUUACUAAGAAUUUCAGUAUUUCUUACUAUCUCUCCUUACAGAUCCUGUCUAUACCUAUACCCUUUCCUGUCCUUUUCCUCAGAGCAGAGGUCAUUGGAAACUUGUUUCUGCUGCUUUGUUAAAGGUCAGCUCAGAAGGUAGGAAUAGGAAAGCAGAAUAACAGCCACUGGUGCUACACAGCCACAUCACAAAUGCACAAUUUCAUAGAUACAUUUCCAGAAAUUAUUAACAAUACAUAAUUACUACCAUGUUGGUUGGUAUCACCACUAGUUAUAGAGGAUCUAGGUUGUUAAGAGCCUGUUGCUGAUUGGACUUAGACAUUCAACAGGAAUUUACCUUGAUUUCCUAUCAGCACAGAAGCAAAGGAAAGAUUACAUCAGGUGCUGCCACAGUGUGGGAUCCUUAUUUCGUUUUGGAACUGUAAUUUACAGCUCUAUCAAAGUGGCUCACUCACUGCUCCUGGCAGCAGGCAAAGUGGCCCUAAGAAACUAAGCUAGCUGUUCAUAUAAAGAAGCAACACAUCAAAGUGCCACUCCUCUGCUGAUCCAUUAACUUAACUUGUACUGUUUGUCAGGCAUUUGGGAUAGGUACUUUGUACUUUAGCUGUGAGCACAGUUAAAUAUAAAACCAUGGGGAUAACAGAGAUACCAUAUAAUAUCAAGACUGUAACCAAAACAUAACUGAAAAAAAGCCCUCUUGGACUUCAGUGGGCUUUGAAUCAAGUUCACUUUUAGGUGGAGUUUGCUUAAGCAAUACUUGAAACCAGUUUCCUAAUUUCAGAAUUAACCAAGCACAGCAUUUUCACUGAGUUUUGGUUGGGGAGGGUUAUUUAUUCCUUUAUUCUUGCCAAAGGAAGAACUCUACUUUGAAUUUUUCUUUUCUCAGUCUCUACCAGGUGAUUUAAGCCUUCAGCUUUUAACAAGUUUGGUUGUAGGUGGAAAAGGCAUAAAAAUCCUGAGAGGUGAAUCAUUUGCAGACCUCCAGCUGUGUUGCAUCCAUAGUGGGUACUGAACACAUGAUACACGUGCUCAACAUAGGUUAGCCAAUUAGAAAUGGCUUCACAGCUUGGGGCAGUGCAGGCUCAGACAGAUGAACUUUGCUUGCUUAGUAGAUCAUCUAGGACACUUUGAUAUCUUUUUUGGAAAUCAGAUGUGAAUAAAGCUUGCUUGUGGAUUCCAUGUCAUUCCAAAGGCCAAACGCCUCUUCUGCUGGAAGACACAGAAAAGAUUGCACAGGCAGGACUCUUAAGUUCAUUCUUAACUGCUGAAAACCCCAAAGAUAUCAAAAUGGUCACACAGAACCACAGUGGGAGGUGGGCAAGCCUAUUCUUGGGCUUUAUGAUAACAAGGUAAGAUGGCAGGAUGUGAGUGUCACUUUCUAUUUAUUCCACUAAGUGCCUGCACCUGCAAGUACAACUUGUUUGCUUAUGCUUCUUCAGCUAUGAAUGUUUCAGUGUGGUAUGCUUUCUCCUCACUCUUUUUUUUCAGCUUUGUACUGUACAAAUCCAGAACAACAUCCUGUUAUUUUCAUGAGGAUCCACUCAUUCUUGCAAAGAAGAUCUCACUGUAAGGUACAAUUUGGAUAUUAGGAAAAUUUUUUUUUCCAAAAGAGCGAUCAGGUGCUGGAACAAGCAGCCAAGUGUUGGUCAAGUCACUGUCCCUGUAGGUGUUCAAGAAACAUUUAGAUGUUGUAUUGAGGGAUGUGGUUUAGUGGGAAAUAUUGGUGAUAGGUUGAUAAAUCCCGGAGGUCUUUUCCAACCUUCAGGAUACUAUGAUUCUAUAAUUCUAUAAUAAGUGGGAUAGAUAAAGAAAAGAUGAAAGAAGGAAAAGGAAUUAAGAAACUCUAGGUAAGAAUGCAAUCAAAUAUAUGGAGUCAAUAAAUGUUUUGAUGUGGGAAAUUAUGUAUCAGUUUGUUAUUUUCCUUUUAUUCUGCCCUGUAUUAUUCAGUCUGUUGUUCUAGUAGUCAGUAAUUUGACUAAGCUUCUUAUCUGAAAACUGAGAACAUGAACUCCAGGCAUCCCUCUAAAACCAGAAAGCCAUUUACAGAAACAACAGCCAAAAGAGUUUGGCUGGGAGAAAACAGCAAACAGCAUUUGGAGGGGCAACAACUCCAACCCGCCAGUGAAAGAGUUCCUGAUAAGCCACUUAAGUGCCCUAUUCACCUUUACAAUGGAAGUGGUUCUUUCACUGAGCCAGCUGGGAGCUAUUGCCGAGUUAUUCAGGUGCCCAUCGCGAUGUUGUGACAUCACAGACAAGCAUAUAUUCUGUGCUUUGGAACUUUGAAAAGGACUUUUUUUUUUUUUUCCUUGCUACAAUAUUGUAAAAGAAAUAGAUAAUUUGGAGAACCAUACUUCAUCUUUGGAGGAAAAAAAAAAGGAGGUUACAGUUACUUCAAAAUUCCUGCAGGAUUUUAUUCCACAGUUUGGACUACAAGUGCAUUUUCAAAUAUUGAAAUCUUUUACUUCUCUUCUGCAUAAGGAGAAUGCAGCUGAGUUGUCGUAUUUUAGGCUAUGUAAGAUCAAGCAUCAUCUCCUUGAAACACAGCCUUGAGGUUCUGACUCACAUUCAAAAAAUCAGACCAACCAUUUUUGAAAUAAUAAGGGUUUUGUUGGAUAUCGGUUCAUUCUCAGUAGUUCAGGACUAUUUUUCAGUGCAGCAAUUAUUGCUUGCACUGGAGGAUUCCUGCUUCACGGGACAGACAGCAGGACUCAAAAUUCAGCGAAAAUUAUUCAAUUAAAGAAAAAACUACCUCUGUUUUUCCAAAGCAUAUCCAACAUAAGUAGAUAAGCACGAUUCCUGCAAAAAACAAAUCAUAAAUAGAUAGGACACUUAUUAGAAUAGAAGCUCAAGAGGUUUUUCUAACCACAACAGGUAUCACUAUCUUAGUGAGAAAGUAUUGCAUUUGAAGAGAGAAGGCGAAAGAUUUUCUCAGUUGUGAUGAGCUGCAAAUGGCCAGACUGGUUAUUUCAACAGCAAUUUGUCUGCACACAGGGUGCUUCUGUUUAAAAUAUAGGAUUUUCCUUUUUUUUAUUUUUAUUUUUAAGAUAUUUACAAGCAAACUUUCUUAAAAAUAAAUAAACAAAUAAACAGCAUUUGUAUAAAAAUCGUUGUCUCUUUUGUCUUUAUGUCACUAUUAGUUAGUUUUCCUGACUGGCAGAUCCAUCUCCUUCAUUACUAAACUUGACUGAAGAUACUUCUCUGAUCACUUUUUUCAUCUGCAUGAACUUACUACUUGCCACUAAAUCCUCGGAUAGUACAGGUUUAGAAAGGGACUCUGAAGGUCUCCACACCAGCUUUAUAGAUGUUAUAUCCAAAUUCACCAGAUGUUAGAGUCAAACAUAUGGUUCUGAAUAAUUUUCAGUAUAUCUGCCAAUAGUGCGUAUAGAAUUGUGCGUAUGUUGGAUGUGCUUCUUCAUGUGUCUCAGUUGCUACAAUACCUUAAUUUCCACACACCACCUUCUGCCCUGGCAGGUCAUGCUUUGAGAGAAUUCUCCUGACUGGCCAGUUUAUCUGUGCACCUACAGGCAAAGAGACAGCAAAACCAGUCCAUUUCCAAGACUUCGUCCUGUGUGGCAAGCUAUAAAUGCCACAUUCCCAGCUGCGUAACUACUCCCGAUUUUCAGUGUUGAUGAAGAAAAAUAAUGUUGUAUUAUCUUGCACUGUUGGUGACUCUCUGGCCAAGUAUGAAUUCUUCAGUGUCUAUUUGCUUUUACAGUUUCUGCCAUAAUGUGCAGUGUUCUUCCUGCACAAUAGAAACCAGCAUUACAAUGGUAUUUUCAGUAAAUGAGACCACUUCAGACAUCUGCUGUAGUUUGUAUUUUGAAAACUAAAUGCUAACAUUAGCAUGCAGCACCUAAAUGUGCUAUUUUGUAACUGCACUGCUUAGAUAAAGUGGCAAUUAACAGAUAAGUGUUCCAUUCUAGCAGCGAGUUAUUUACUUAACUUUCUUUUUAAAAGCAAAAUGUCAGCAGAAAGGCACAGAAACCAGUGUCAUUACUGCAUUUAUCUUCCUGUCCCACACAACACAAGCAGAAGACCUGUAACAGGUAUUUUGCACAGCCCAGAAAUGUCACCACUGGCAGUCUGAUUUGAAGUUGUAUCCCCAUUUGCUGUCCCCAGAAUAGAAAUGACUGUGAACAUUCGGGCUUUGAUAACAGCCUAGAUAUGCACCUGUCUAUACUUCACUCUGAGCCAUGAUGUUUGUUGCAGCUCAGCUUUAAGCCAGAAGACAGAAGAGUAAACAGGUCCCCCUGGCCUGAAUGAGGUCCUGCACCAGCCCUGCCCAUCACCCUCCACAUACAACGUGCCUGCAAACACAGAUGAGUACUGUGGAACUUGAAAUACAGCCAGGCUUUCCAUGCAUUUUGAAGUACUUCAUCCAGCAACAGUCUUCACUCAAAACAUCAGUGCGGAACUGACAGAGCCUCUGCAAGCAAGGAUAUUACAAGCAUAUUGCAAGGACAGCUAUUAGAUUGACUUCUGCUGUAGAAAUCCACUACUUGCAAAUGAUACAUUUGGCACUGUCAAAAGCAAAACCACAAAAUAAAACAUUGAUAAUAGCUUAAGCCUUAA